GCUCCUUUCCCUUUUAUGUGGCGUCCUGGUGUCGGGCAUCUCUUGUCAGCGUAAGCUUAGCAUGGGGCCAGCGAGGGUCCUGGUGAGUCUGGAGGACCAGGCGAGGGGAUGCGCGGAGCGCCGGGACUGCUCAGGCAGAGGUUGCAGCUGGGUGUGGUGCUACUGACUCGCCUACAUUCUAUGCGGCAGUGACAUGUUUCCGGCGUUGGAAACAGAGCUAAAGCAGGAGACUCUUCCUGAUCCCUAUGAGGAUUUUAUGUGCCAUCACCUCCAGUAUUAUGGAUACUUUAAAGCUCAGAAAAGCAAUCUACCAAACUCUGCUACCCAUCAGCGUGUUUGGAAGACGAGCCCUCGGUACAAGUUGAAUGGCUCUUUUGGAGAAAGAGAUGAUUUCAUCUCGGACACACUGGAAAAAGAGGCGUUUCUAUGGCCUACCUGUUUAUCUUCAACUGGGCAUGCUCAGAUAGACACUGGAACCAGAGAUUCCCUUAUGCUGAGCUCCCCACUUGUGAGGAGCAGGCAGCUUCUUUACAAUGACCUGGAUGAAGUAAAGCCACGCCUUCGAGAACCCCGAGAGCUCUUUUCGUUCAUCUCUAGCCGAGGGCCCCUGCAGCUUCCAAGAUGGCCAGUGGAGUGUGAGGUCAUCAAGGAAAACAUUCACCACAUUGAGUGGGUUCCACCUGAGCCGGAGUAUUUCUACCAGCCUACGGGGCAUGAAAGGCUACCAGAGGUUGUGGGAGAAGAGCGAGGCACAGUUGUCUACCAGCUGGAUUCAGUGCCCACAGAAGGUACCUAUUUCACAAAUUCCAGAGUAGGAGGCAAACGAGGAGUUAUCAAGGAACUUGCUGUUCCGUUACAAGGGCCGGAAGAUAGUACCCUGCUGUUUGAGUCCCGGUUUGAGAGUGGGAAUCUGCAGAAAGCUGUCAGAGUAGGCAUCUUUGAGUAUGAGCUCACGCUGCGAACUGACCUCUACACAGACAAACACACUCAGUGGUUUUACUUUAGAGUUCAGAACACCAGAAAGGACAUCACCUAUCGCUUCACUAUCGUCAACUUGCUGAAACCCAAGAGCCUUUAUGCAGAAGGGAUGAAACCUCUUAUGUACUCUCAGUUGGAUGCCGCCACCUACAACAUUGGCUGGAGGAGAGAAGGACGUGAAAUCAAGUACUAUAAGAACAACAUGGAUGACAGGCAGCAGCCGUUAUACUGUCUCACCUGGACCGUUCAGUUUCCUCAUGACCAGGACACUUGCUUCUUUGCACACUUUUACCCAUACACUUAUACUGACCUGCAGUACUAUCUCUUGUCAGUAGCUAACAACCCCAUCCAGUCUCAGUUCUGCAAGCUCCGGGCUUUAUGCAGGAGCCUAGCAGGGAAUACUGUCUACUUGCUUACCGUCACCAAUCCGUCCAGGGACCCUCAAGCGGCAGCUGCAAAGAGAGCUGUGGUGCUGAGCGCCAGAGUUCACCCUGGGGAAAGCAACAGCUCCUGGAUCAUGAGAGGCUUUUUGGACUUCAUCCUUAGCAACAGCCCAGACGCCCAGCUGCUCAGGGACAUCUUUGUCUUCAAAGUGAUUCCCAUGUUAAAUCCAGAUGGCGUGAUUGUGGGGAAUUACCGGUGCUCCUUAGCUGGAAGGGACCUGAACAGGCAUUAUAAGACUGUUCUUAAGGAUUCUUUCCCUUGCAUUUGGCACACCAAGACCAUGAUCAAAAGACUUCUGGAGGAAAGAGAGGUUCUCUUGUAUUGUGAUUUCCAUGGGCACAGCCGCAAGAACAAUAUCUUCCUGUAUGGCUGUAACAGCAACAGCCGCAAGCACUGGCUCCACGAGCGAGUCUUCCCUUUAAUGUUGAGCAAGAAUGCACCAGAUAAGUUCUCUUUCGACAGCUGUAACUUUAAGGUGCAAAAAUGCAAAGAAGGAACAGGAAGAGUCGUCAUGUGGCGGAUGGGCAUCACCAACAGCUACACCAUAGAGUCCACCUUUGGCGGGUCCACCCUGGGCAGUAAAAGAGACACUCACUUCACUAUUGAGGACCUGAAGUCCCUAGGCUAUCAUGUCUGUGACACGCUUCUGGAUUUCUGUGAUCCUGACCAAACCAAGUACAUGCAUUGUCUACAAGAGCUUAAGGAUCUCUUACAACAAGAAAUCUACAAAAAGUUCAAUAACUUUGGACAAGAUAUGGAUUUAGAAGUAAACUGGAGUGAUAUUCCUUUGUCUGACAUUGAAUCCAGCACGAGUGGUUCCGACAGCUCCCUCUCGGAUGGUCUUCCUGUUCAUCUAGUAGGCAUAGCAGAUGAGCUGAAUCAGAAGAUGGUGUUAAAGAAACCAAAAAAGAAGAGACUGCAGACUAGAAAACAGCGAAAUGAGCAGUACCAAAAAAGUUAUUUGAUGCGGGAGUUAAAGUUAACAGAAGAUGCCCCAGGAAGGCCAAGAUUUGCUUCUACUCUGCACAAGAAAUCUACUUUUUUGAAAAGUCCACAGAAUUCUAGUUCUUCAAUAAUGAGAAGUGAAAAGCCAAGGCUCAAUGAGACACAGUUAAGUGGAAGAAACAAAGACACAUCCCUGGAUCCAACACUGAGCAGCCUGGUUCUACCUAAGAGUAAAGAAAAAAUUCAGAGCAAGAAGCCAGGCUUCCCGGCAUCAUGCUCUCCAAAGAGAAGCACAAACUCCAGCCUAGGGCCAGCUCCAGAUGUGAAACAAAACUGGUCUAAGACUAGAUGCCCUGCCACAAGGAAGGACCAUGCCACUCUGGUGGCACAGCCAUCCUUGCACAUAUACUCAUUCCCAUAGGUGUGCUUUUGCUGUGACACACAGGUGUUUCCUCCCAAGGUUCUGGGGAAGCUUAUUGGUUUGGUUCAGUUUUGUAUGCAAUGCUGGGCACCAAAUCUAUGGCACUGAGCACACUGGGCAAGCGCUUUACUGUUGAGCUCUGUCUCAAGCUCUCUUGAAAAGGUUGUGGACUGGACUUUCUAAGGUGGAAAUCUGUGACUGGAAUGGAAACUGUUUAUGAUGUAGCGUGUCGUACACUCCCCACACACCGACUUGGACUCUGUACUUUCUUCCACUCUGCACAUAUUCUCAGAUGCACACCUCAUGAAUUCAGCAAUUUUUCCCUAAAAUGACAUUACAUUUUGAUGUAUAGAAAAGCCUUUAUUGAAAGCUGAAACAUGUAUUUCAGCAGAGUAUACCUCAUUUUAACCAAUCUAAAGUUAGAUACAAAUCAGUUUUUAAAAGAUCAAACCAUUUUAAACAUGUCUUGGGAAUGUGCCAUGUGAAAAAGUCCUGUGCCAAAGUUUCCAAAUGGUGAAUUGCCAGUCAGAUUGUGGUGUGACAGGUUUGCUCAAAGGGAGAUAUUCUUACAUAGAAAAAACAGUUACAUGUGAAUUUCAUGUUCCAUAUAUUAUGUUCA
Messenger RNA from Psammomys obesus (fat sand rat), 3407 nucleotides. It is a transcript of the gene Agbl2, whose product is annotated as AGBL carboxypeptidase 2. The transcript is spliced from 18 exons. Gene Ontology annotation, biological process: proteolysis. Gene Ontology annotation, molecular function: zinc ion binding; metallocarboxypeptidase activity. Bases 194 to 2788 code for a protein of 864 amino acids. NCBI's taxonomy places the organism in Eukaryota, Metazoa, Chordata, Mammalia, Rodentia, Muridae. The record is from RefSeq and is a predicted model, not a curated record.